Molecule: messenger RNA, 1050 nt
Organism: Daldinia childiae
Lineage: Eukaryota; Fungi; Ascomycota; Sordariomycetes; Xylariales; Hypoxylaceae
Product: Cell wall mannoprotein CIS3
Exons: 2
Coding region: 1-1050 (349 amino acids)
Biological process (GO): fungal-type cell wall organization
Cellular component (GO): fungal-type cell wall
Molecular function (GO): structural constituent of cell wall
Source: RefSeq, a predicted model, not a curated record
AUGCGAUUCACGCUCGCUUUCGUUUCCGCCUUUCUAGGCAUCGCUAUUGCGGCUCCUCAAGGCAUCACCGACAAGUUAACUCCGACCGGUGCUGCACCAGCUGGUUGCACAGGUAGCUUCGACGGCAAGUUUGAGAUCAGUGUCGCAGAGGUUACUGAGAAGCGAAGCAUUUCUCAGCCUCAGAAGCGCGCCGAGUGCGGAAGCGAUGGCGUUCUUGUGUUGACAUUGAAGGAUGGUUCAACGUUUGACGCCAAAGACCGAACUGGUUAUAUCGCGUCCAACUACCAGUUUCAAUUCGAUGCUCCUGCUCAAGCUGGUGCUCUCUACACUAGUGGAUUUUCCCUCUGUGAGAACAAUAUCGUGGCGUUGGGAGACUCCAAGACUUUCUACCGAUGUCUGUCUGGCGAUUUUUAUAACCUGUACGAUCGCGAUUGGGCUCCCCAGUGUUCGCCUGUCUCGAUCAUCGCCGUCCCGUGCGGUUCAGAUGACCCAGCCUCGCAGAUACCCGAUGGCCAAGUUGUCGGCACCAGCGUUGUUCUGACUACUAUCGUCACCGCCUUGCCAGACGGCCAGCCGCAAGUUGUUACGACUUCAGUGCCUGUCCCUAUCUGUCAGAUCGGCGAUGGCCAAGUGCAACAGGUUACUACGCCUUGCGCCUCGGUAACAUCUAGCCCAACGAGCACGUAUGUUCCUGUGAGCGAGCAUACGGAUGGCCAGGUCCAAGUCACACCACCAGGCAGCGCACCUGCUCCCCCGGCUACUCCGACGGCCACUCCCACACCCGCCCCAUCCGCCCCUUCUGUUCCGGUUUCGUCAGCUCCCGGGCCCUCGGUUCCCGCACCCAGCAGCAGUGUACCGAGCUCCUAUACUAGCGCCAGUGCCAGCAUUAGCUCUAGUGCUAGUGCUACCGUUCCGGUGAGCUCAUCGUCACCGAUUCCCAGUGCUCCUAGUGAGACUUCGGCACCGCCCCAGAGCGGAUCAUCGCGUAUCUCGGUUGGAUCUGUCGGUGCGUUAGUCUUCACCGCAAUGGUGGCCUUUUUCUACCUGUAA